Molecule: messenger RNA, 708 nt
Organism: Arthroderma uncinatum
Lineage: Eukaryota; Fungi; Ascomycota; Eurotiomycetes; Onygenales; Arthrodermataceae
Exons: 2
Coding region: 1-708 (235 amino acids)
Source: RefSeq, a predicted model, not a curated record
AUGGAUGAUAUGGGGGGUACCCAACAGGCCGCAACUGCGGCUGAAAUCCAGGUCUCCCUGGAAAAGUGUGCCCAGCAGAGACAGCACUACUAUCAAGGUCUUCGCGCGCUCUCAAUCAGAUUCGAGGAAGAUGACACCGGUGCAGAACAAGAUCUUCCAAAAUUCAAAGUCUUGCUCGAACCGAUCCACGAACACCUUUCGCGGGGUCUAAAGCAAUGUCUUGACCCAUGGCUUGGUCGCUAUUUAGUGAUCACCCAUUAUUCAGGGCAUGGGGCCGUGGGACCACUUCAAAGACUCUGGUUUAACGCAAAGCCUCAUUCAAAGCCAAAAUUUACCUUGAACGCACUUACAGGAAGCGUGGUGUACUCCUUUCAGGCGUCGGAGGUGCCUAUAGACGCUGUGUUCAUCAUAGACAGUAGCGAAGCAGGGUCAGCGAAACUCAAUAUGGAAGUAGAUGAUACCUUUGAACUUCUAGCUCCUGUCCCUGAGCAAAAAACGGCCUCUCGUACCUUGGGUGCGCAAAACCAAAAACGAACUCUCGCUGCCGAGUUAUCCAAUGCUUCAGCUGUUACUCAAAGCAAAGCGCUGUCAGUCGACUUUGCAGAGCACUUCGACUCAGCGUACAGCUUUUCAUUUGCAAAAUUCCCUGUCCACAAGCUCUUAUCAGGUCCGGUGUCUAUCCCACAGAGCCCAACUACCGCCAUCUAA